AUGAAAGCCAUCAUUGCUGUGCCUGCUAUCGCAGGUCUCCUUUAUCGUGCCUGGUCCCACAAAACGUUGACUCCUCUCGGUCUGGUGGCUGCCGGGCUGACAGCUUCAGCCCACGCCCUCCACCCAUGGUCCACCCCAUUCGUUCUCCUGGCUGUUUUCUACCUCGGUGGUAGCCGAGUAACCAAGGUCAAACACGACAUCAAAUCCCGCUUGACCCUCUCCGCGACCGGCUCCGAGGGCGGCGAAGGCCCUCGCACCCACGUCCAAGUCCUCGCCAACUCCAUCGUCGCCUCGGUGUUGAUCCUCGCCUAUACCUACGUCCUUGCCAAGAAGUCUGCUACUGGCGGCUACAACGCCGCCCAGUGUUUCUCGAACGGUCAUGAUGUUGCGGACGUGCUGAUGAUCGGGAUCGUCGCCAACUACGCCGCCGUCGCCGCGGAUACCUUCUCCUCCGAGCUCGGCAUUCUCUCCAAGUCGAAACCGCGCCUGAUCACCUCGCCCACCUUCCGCGUUGUCCCUCCCGGUACAAAUGGCGGUGUGACAGGGACCGGCCUCUUGGCGGGCAUGUUGGGUGCGUUUACGAUCGCGCUGUCUUCGGCGGCGUUUCUGCCGUUCUGCACGGAAACCCCUAAGAGUCGCGCGGGAUGGGUUGUGGCUGUUACGGUCUGGGGAACCCUGGGGAGUGUGCUGGACAGUGUGCUGGGUGGGUUGUUUCAAGCUAGUGUUGUGGAUAAACGCACGGGGAAGAUAGUAGAAGGGUCUGGUGGGAAGAAGGUCCUGAUUCACCCUUCCUCGACGAAACCUGGCGUGCCAGCCAACACCGCGGGACUUACCCCGGCGCAUGGUGUCAGUGGUGGUGCGCAGCUGCGGGCAACUGAAGAUAUUGCCAAUACGGCGACGCUCAGAGGGAGCAAAGCCAGUAAGACCCCGGUCGGGACAAGCACGCAAGAGCAUGACGAGGACCAUCGUGAGAGCCGGCGGGUGGAGAGCGGACAUGAUAUCCUGGACAAUAAUGCGGUGAAUGUGUUGAUGGCGUUGAUCAUGAGUGUCGGCGCUAUGGGCGUUGCGAGCUGGGCUUGGGGCUUGGAUGUUAGGGAAUUGGCUGUGUGGUGA
This is a messenger RNA of Aspergillus saccharolyticus JOP 1030-1, 1113 nucleotides long. RefSeq names its product DUF92 domain-containing protein. Gene Ontology annotation, cellular component: membrane. The transcript is spliced from 4 exons. NCBI's taxonomy places the organism in Eukaryota, Fungi, Ascomycota, Eurotiomycetes, Eurotiales, Aspergillaceae. Bases 1 to 1113 code for a protein of 370 amino acids. The record is from RefSeq and is a predicted model, not a curated record.